This is a messenger RNA of Kogia breviceps (pygmy sperm whale), 920 nucleotides long. It is a transcript of the gene HAAO, whose product is annotated as 3-hydroxyanthranilate 3,4-dioxygenase. Gene Ontology annotation, molecular function: 3-hydroxyanthranilate 3,4-dioxygenase activity; iron ion binding. Gene Ontology annotation, biological process: 'de novo' NAD+ biosynthetic process from L-tryptophan; quinolinate metabolic process. Lineage: Eukaryota; Metazoa; Chordata; Mammalia; Artiodactyla; Physeteridae. The record is from RefSeq and is a predicted model, not a curated record. Gene Ontology annotation, cellular component: cytoplasm.
AGGCGCGCCCCUCCGACGGCGCAGAAGACACGGCUCUGGAGCGCGGCUGCUGGGAGGCCAUGGAGCGCCCCGUGAGAGUGAAGGCUUGGGUGCAGGAGAACCGGGCCUCCUUCCUGCCCCCCGUCUGCAACCAGCUCCUGCACCAGAAGCAGCUCAAAAUCAUGUUCGUUGGGGGUCCCAACACCAGGAAGGACUACCACAUCGAGGAGGGUGAGGAGGUGUUCUACCAGCUGGAAGGUGACAUGCUUCUCAAAGUCCUGGAGCAAGGGAAACACCGGGAUGUGGUCAUUCGGCAGGGAGAGAUCUUCCUCCUGCCCGCUGGGGUCCCCCACUCUCCACAGAGGUUUGCCAACACUGUGGGGCUGGUGAUUGAGCGGAGGCGGCUGAAAACGGAGCUAGAUGCGCUCAGGUACUACAUAGGCGACACCACUGACGUCCUGUUUGAGAAGUGGUUCUACUGCGAGGAUCUUGGCACACAGUUGGCCCCCAUCAUCCAGGAGUUCCUUAGCUCUGAGCAGCACAGAACAGGAAAACCCAACCCUGACCAGCUGCUCAAGGAACCGCCAUUCCCCCUGAGCACACGGUCCGUCAUGGAGCCCAUGUCCCUGGAGGCCUGGCUGGAUGGCCACCGCAAGGAGCUGCACGCUGGCAUACCCCUCAGCCUGUUUGGGGACACCUAUGAGACCCAGGUGAUGGUCCGUGGACAAGGCAGCAGUGAAGGCCCGAGACAGGACGUGGAUGUGUGGCUGUGGCAGUUGGAGGGCUCCUCGGUGGUGACAAUGGAAGGACAGCGCCUGAGCCUGACCCCCGAUGACAGCCUCCUGGUGCCAGCUGGGACUGUGUAUAGCUGGGAACAAGGGCAAGGCUCCACGGCCCUGUCUGUGACCCAGGACCCUGCCCGCAAGAAGCCCCUGGGGUGA